AUGGUGUGGACACAAGUAUCUCAAAUCCAAUGGGAGCGCCCAUUGGAUGGACUAGAAGCCUUCUUCGUCAUUACAGCCAACAUGUCUGCAAGUCUCUGCGACGGUAGAGAACACUACACACUUUUCGCCUCUCUCGAACUCGAAAUCAACUCUCAAGACAUUGAACCAAACCUUCAACAUGCUUGGAAGCAACUGCGAUACGAGCAGCCUCAGAUUGCAUCUACAAUCCAAGACAUGAAAAGAGUUUACACUAUCCCGGACGAAAACAGCUUGAACCGCUGGCUCACCGAAACGUUUAUUAUCUCUGAUGCCUUGAACGCUGAAGAGAUGCAAAGGUCUGUUAAGCCUAUCAAACAGAUUACUCUUUACUACGUCCCCAAGUCUUCGCAGCUUGUGAUCCGUGGACAUCACUAUACCAUAGACGGCACGGGGCUGGAGUUACUCUGCCACAGCUUUCUCAAUGCACUAGCACAUCCUGUUGAAAUUAUUAACUUUGGCGAUGAGUCUUCACGCCUAGCUCCAGUCAUGGAAGAAAUCUUGGGCUUUUUAGAACCAUCUCCCCAAGCGAGAGAGAAAGGUGAGGAGUUACUCAGCAGCUACUUGCACAAUCAACCUGCCAUUGGACCAAUCUCAAAACUUGGCUCUGCGCCAUCCGGAAACUGUCAAAACAUGGAACUGGUUUUCUCACUCGAGACAACUGAUCUCUUGGUUAAAGCCUGCCGCCGUGAAGGCAUAACGGUCACUUCAGCUAUCCACGCAGCAUACGUCUCUGCACUCAUGAAAAAAGCAGACCCCGAUUCUGAAAAGUCUCGAUAUACGUCGAUGAACCAAUUUGACCUUCGGCCUUAUCUUCCCGCGCCGUACAACUCCAGUAAGUAUGCUGCAUCAGUAUACUAUGCUCCCCAUCCACACAUCAUCGAUUUGCCUGCCUCUUAUUGGGAUCUUGUCGAAUCAUUCACCAAGUAUUACAAGAAAACAUUCAAGCAAGACCCAGAUGCUUUGGAGAUGACAGGUGCUUUCAAGCGUGGUAUGCACCAGGUUGUUUCGAGCCCAGAGUUCCUCGAGGCUCCUGCACCCAAAGACGCUCUUGUGAGCAGUCUAGGUAUUGUCGAGAAUUUCAUCAAUCGUGAGUACGGGAAUAAUAUCAAGGUUAAAGAUUUCAAGUUCGGGGCCGAUAUUGUGCUAGGCAUGUCGAUGUUGUUCUUCUACACUUUCCAGGGCAAGUUGAGGUUGGUGUAUAGUUUCAACGAUGGGUUUCAAAGGGCCGAGGACAUAAAUAUUUAUUUGGAAGUCAUGAAGCAGACACUAUUGAAAGAGUUUCAGUUAUAG
Molecule: messenger RNA, 1329 nt
Organism: Fusarium poae
Lineage: Eukaryota; Fungi; Ascomycota; Sordariomycetes; Hypocreales; Nectriaceae
Exons: 1
Coding region: 1-1329 (442 amino acids)
Source: RefSeq, a predicted model, not a curated record